Talaromyces stipitatus ATCC 10500 is the source of this 990-nucleotide messenger RNA. RefSeq names its product short-chain dehydrogenase/reductase family protein, putative. The transcript has 2 exons. NCBI's taxonomy places the organism in Eukaryota, Fungi, Ascomycota, Eurotiomycetes, Eurotiales, Trichocomaceae. The coding region runs from base 1 to 990 and encodes 329 amino acids. The record is from RefSeq and is a predicted model, not a curated record.
AUGGUCAAAUUUUUCCAGCCAAAGAUAAGUCCCCUGCCAGAUGGGAUUGACCUCAAGGGUAGUACAGCUGUGGUCACCGGUGCCAGUGCUGGCAUGGGUCUUGAGUUGACUAGACAACUGCUGCAAUUGAACAUCUCAACCGUUAUCCUUGCCGUCCGCAAUGUAGCCAAGGGUGAGAAUGUGGUGAAACAAUUACGUGGAGACCCUCACAUCAGAACUUACAAUGGCAAUGCUACUCUCAAAGUCAUGGAACUUGACAUGGACAAAUAUGAUAGCGUCCAGCGAUUCGCCAAGCAUCUCCGUGAUGAGAUUCCUAUCGUCAAUUUUCUUAUUCUCAAUGCAGGGAUAGGUUUGCUGAAGCACGACCGCAGCCCUAGCGGCCACGAUCGAACACUCCAAGUCAAUUACUACUCCAACGCUCUUCUGAUUGCCGAAUUGUUACCGUACCUAAAAGCCAGUGCGGAGAGGACAACCAUUCCUACCCGUAUCACCUGGGUCGGCAGUCGAGCCUUUGAGACAACGAGCCUCCAGAAAACUCCUCUUCAACCCAACGAACGCGUUCUGGAACAUAUGGACAAGAAAGAGUUCUUUGCACCAUUCCAGAGAUAUGGUGACUCCAAACUGCUCUGUCUUCUCUUCAUGUGCAGCCUGGCGCGGCAAAUUGACCCCAAAAAGGUUAUUAUCAACAUGCUGUGUCCGGGAAUGGUCAACACAAAUAUGAGUGAUGUUCUGCCAGUUUAUCUCCGGGCAGUGAUAAAUGUUGUGAAGGCAAUUCGUGCCCGGCCUGUGGAAGUGGGGGUUUGGAUUAUUCUGAAUGCUGCUCUAGUUGCAGGGCCUGACUCCCAUGGAAAGUUCCUGAUAGACAAAGAUAUUGCCAGUGAGAGCCAAUACAUAUCGUCCCCAGCGGGCCAGGAGGUGCAGAAAAAAAUAUGGGAGGAGACUAUCGAGGAGCUUAGUCGGCUCACCACACUUCCACCAGAGGUCAAUUAG